This is a messenger RNA of Plasmodium vivax (malaria parasite P. vivax), 429 nucleotides long. RefSeq names its product translation initiation factor EF-1, putative. The transcript is spliced from 2 exons. NCBI's taxonomy places the organism in Eukaryota, Apicomplexa, Aconoidasida, Haemosporida, Plasmodiidae. Gene Ontology annotation, biological process: translational initiation. The coding region runs from base 1 to 429 and encodes 142 amino acids. Gene Ontology annotation, molecular function: translation initiation factor activity; ribosome binding; RNA binding. The record is from RefSeq and is a predicted model, not a curated record. Gene Ontology annotation, cellular component: cytosol.
AUGAUAAACAAAGUAGACGCGCAUAAAACGUGCGAAACGUACAAAACGCACAAAACGUACAAUGGGCCGCCAAUCCACUUGAGCAGGUGGACCACGUGGAGGAAGACAGCCAGGCGGAUUCCCCGUAGGAACGUCCAUGGCGCACAUAACAGGGUCAAAGACAGCCACGUUGUAAAGGAAAGAGAAAGUGAAACAAUCGAAAUGAACGGAGUAGUAGACCAGUGUCUAGCCAACACCAACUUUGUGGUUCGCAUCCCAAAUGGAGAGACCUUCUUAUGCUUCAUCUCUGGGAAGCUCAGAAUCAAUAAGGUGAAAAUUAACCUCGGCGACAUGGUCAAAAUACAGAUACAUAAGCUCAACUUUGAGAAGCGCAGGGGGAAAAUUGUCUUUAGGUAUCUGCAGCAUGCCGCGCUGGGGGGGAAGAAGUGA